CAUACUUUGAUGCUACAUACAUACCAUUAUCGCCGAUCACAGGACAAAAGGGCUUGUCCAUUGGUAACAGACUUUGUCCCUUGGUCAUGCUUGUUUGCCCAAGAUGUCAUUCUCUCAACGCAACCUAUAUUAUUUGCGAGCGUCCCGGAGCGUGGUAAUGCAGGCGAUUCUGUACCUGGAUCCCAAAAAUCUUCGAUGGAUGAAUGCGCCAUUAUACGUGAUCGAUGAUGAUGAAGAUGACACGGAUUCCGAGGAAGAUGUGAGAGAAGAUGGAAGGAGGCGAACAAGAACGAUUGGGGAUGAGAUAGUGAGAAAGGCACUUGAUCAUUUAGGCAAAACAUUAAUGGCAAAGUUGUACAAGGAGAAAAAGGAAGACGGUUAUUUAUCAUCAUCUACCACUGGUACACGCAGGGUGGAUCAGUAUAUUGAUGUUGACUUUAUGAUGGCAUACCUCUUUCGGCAAGUCGAUAAAAAGCAUGCAAUCUUGCUAAAGAACAAAGAACUCAAGUUUCCACAAAAGCGAGAGUCAAUGGCACCACCGAUGAUCUCAGCUACGGAAAUGCGAAGAAAUCAAAAUGAACAGUCCACCACUUUACCACCUUCUCGUUUGGCCGAAAGACAGGCGAACGAGUCAGAUCGUCAUGAUAUCGUUGCAGAAGGUCAGGAGAUCGGAUCACGAACGGAUGAUAUACGUGUCAAAGAAGAAGAUGAUGCCUUCGCCACGACCUUCAGCUUUGCAGAUCAGGUAGCGGAAGAUGGCGCAGAGAUGGAGGAAGAACCUGCCAAUGACAAUGCCGCAAUCGAUCUCGAUUCAAUGGAAGAUGAUAAGAAACCAAGGUUGUCUGUUUCAUACACCGGCUUUCGAAUUUUCGAAUUGACAUUGGUCUUGAUCAUCGAGCCUACUAAACGAACGAGAAGAUUGCGACCGGAGCUAUUCCGAGAGGAGGUGCAGGAGGAAAAGCACUUAUUAUCUGCCACUCCGCUUCCUGAUCAACAGCGUCAAACGCCCCUUCCUUCUAGCACACCAGCAAGAAAUACCCGCUCACUUUCCGUUGCCAGUAGCUUCGACGGAGAUGAUGACGAUGAUGAUCAGCAAACAGCUCAACAACGUGCAGAUAGCAGAAGGUUGGCAAGUAACGGACCUCUAUUUCGUGGUACACCGAGUGAUUGGGAACCUACUCCGACCCCAACACCAGCACCGGAAGACAGAAGAAGCCAAGCGGGUACGGUAGUGGAAGACGAUGAUUCUGGAACAGAAGAACGUCCAGAAGAAUCGGCUGGCUUUCAACUUGCAACUCAAUUGUUGAACGCCGACGGGGCAGAAAAUGGUGGUAGAGGAUAUGAGGAUGAUGACGAGUAAACAAGAGUUGUUGAAGACUACAAUGUAUCAUAUAGCAAAAAUUUCGUUCAAUACUGUAUUUGUUCCCCAUUUGAGACUGACACCCACGAAUCGCUCAUGCUGCUGUU
Molecule: messenger RNA, 1467 nt
Organism: Meira miltonrushii
Lineage: Eukaryota; Fungi; Basidiomycota; Exobasidiomycetes; Exobasidiales; Brachybasidiaceae
Exons: 1
Coding region: 104-1360 (418 amino acids)
Source: RefSeq, a predicted model, not a curated record